This is a messenger RNA of Protopterus annectens (West African lungfish), 3707 nucleotides long. RefSeq names its product nucleolin-like. Bases 1 to 1071 code for a protein of 356 amino acids. Lineage: Eukaryota; Metazoa; Chordata; Ceratodontiformes; Protopteridae. The transcript is spliced from 5 exons. The record is from RefSeq and is a predicted model, not a curated record.
AUGUUGGAGAUGAGGAUGGUGAAGAAAACAGAAAAAGUGGACCAAGUUGUAAAGAGGCUUUUACAGCAUUGUCCUGAAUCUUGGGACUGUGAUGAGAGCUGCACUGACCUCAUUAAGGAAGACCCUUUAUAUGACAUUUUCAAAGUUGAUCAAGAGAUUCGGCAGUCGAUUACAGAUGAAAGUACCAGAGAAACAGCAAGUGGAGGUUUCCCACCAAGAAAGGUUCACCACACUGUACCACCUGCUGAUAAUGUUAUCAGUAAAAACAAAUCCCCUGCAACUGAUCAUGUGGGGUUGGACUCCAUCUCUGACAACAAAGAUGGUGGCAAUCAGAAUGGCUAUAUGGCACCGAAAAGUGUUACCAAAACUGAAGAAAGCGGCAAGGUUUACGUUUCUACCCAUAAAGGUUUCUUGAACUGUGAGUUGAAGAUGGAGUUUGAUUCUGAUCUUAUCAAAGAAGACCCUCUUUAUGACCUUGCAGAGGUUGAAAGAGAGGCCUUGAAUUCCUUUUCUGAUGAUGCUGGUGGAACUAUGAUUUUCCCACUCUGGAAGUCUCUAAAAGAUUCUCCAUCUCCUGUUGACGAUAAAGAUAUAAUGGUUUUGGAGGUGGGGAGUGAUGAUGAGCCCACCUCUGAUUCUCAGGAUGUGGAUGUGGAUGGCACAGAAAGUCCAGAGCCUGAGGAGAAGCCUGAGGAACGACGUCAUUUCCUCCGGGAAAGGAAAGCUGUGUCCUACAGAUUUGAAGAGGAGGAUGAGGAGGAAGAUUUAUUUGAAGAGGGAGAUGAUGAUCUUGAUAAAAACUGGUCUGCAAAUGAAGAUGACGAUGAUGAUGAUGAUGAGCCACUAAUAGAGACUGUGCGACCCAAGAGGAAGCCACGUACUAGGAAUAUUGUAAAGAAUGCAGAACCAAAUGAUGUUACAGAGCCAAAAGAUGUCACAGAGCCAAAAGAUGUCACAGAGCCAAAAGAUGUCACAGAGCCGAAAGAUGUCACAGAGCCAAAAGAUGUCACAGAGCCAAAAGAUGUCACAGAGCCAAAAGAUGUUACAGAGCAAAAAGAUGUUGCAGAGUAAAGAAAAUUUUCUUUUGACAUCAGAGGAAAAAACUAGCAAGGACAUUUCAGUGUCUUGAAAUGCCGCUUAAAGAAGUAGCAAAGUUGGCUUACUGUGGAAAAUCUAAAGUAUGUAGAAAUUUGCUGGCACACUGAAUCGAGUGGUAACCCAUUCAGUUGUGAGAAAUGGAACAGUGUUAUAGAAAACUACCUCAGAUUUAUUUUUCUUUUCAUGUUUUUAAUAAACAAAACUUAACUGAUCAUAUACAGUGCUGUUUUUGUCCUAAGUAUGGAGCCCUUGCAUAUUCAUACAGACUGAUUGGACAAGGAUCCAGUGCCCAGAGUUUGACUUGACGCAAUGUCUCUUUACUGGAUGAUUAGAGAAGAUGCCACAUUAGCAGUUCAUAAUACACAAGUUAUCUGAUUUAUAUUUGGAACCAGAAAAAACUUUUUUGCUGUGACACUAGUUGAAGGGCAGCUUAUUUGGCACAGUGACUGGUGAUACCAAGCCCAUCAUGGAGAGACUGCAUGGUGUUUAAAAGAAAAUAUUCAUUGGACUUAAGAAGAACAAAACUGGUGCAAGUGUGUCAGGUUUGCAGCCAUACAGUUUCCUAGUUUCUCAGAAAUGGAAAAUAAAUCACACUGAAAAUGGUUGCUAUGCAGAAAAUAUGUUUAAAAAACAAAAUGUACCAGAACAGCUAAGACUUGGUCACAGUGUGGAUAACUUUGUUGUAGAUAACUUUUCAGUUUUUGAUGUUGGAUGACCUCCUGAGGCAGAGGUUUUCAUUUUUGGUUUAUUUAUGUCUUUUGACUGAUGGGAGCGAAUGAUAUUGGUCAUUUGAUGUCUCAUCUGUUGUCCAUUCACAAGUGAGGUGUGCAUGUGUCUGUCUGUCUGGCAUAGCUGAUAUAAUCCAGAACCAACUGUACUUUGUUUAGCUAUGUGUUCCAGACUGGCAUAUAUUUGUGUGUUUGUGCUUACAUUGUUAUGUUGGCAAGGUCUUUGCCAGGAUUGUACCAAAAGGUACAUUGAGCUGUGUCAUUGAUCAGCAUUUCCUAUGGUUACAGUCUGGCCCAUUGACACACAUUUAAAGUGCCAGUCUGUGACACUGGCAACUCUGGCUGAAGUGUUUGCCUAUGUGCCACUAGUCCAACCAAGUUGAGGGUUGAAUUGGGCAAGCUUGGGUUAGUUCACCUGCCUUUUGGUAAUGGUAGCAGUAGGUGAGAGUUUCUCUAGUUUCUGCUACAGUACUUGAUGUGAGGGCCAGAGGGUCCUGUAGCAACAGUGUCAAAACCAAAAGAAAAAGGGGGCAUUGCAGUGAGCAAUACCCUUAGUUGGUAAGCAUCCAGCCUACUUGGAUGGAAUAUAGAGAAAGACUGAGGAAAUACCUCUGGACAUUCACUGUAGUGGCAUCAUUUCUCACCACCCAUAUCCGUGACCAUCCGGCAAAGCUGCAGUUUUGGUUUUUGUCAUGCAGCUCAGUGUCUUUAGAGUCUCAGAGCAGCCCAGAGUACAGUCUAAAGGCAAUAACAAAAAAGUAAAAAAAAUAAAAGUGCCAAGUUUUUCAGUAGUGGAUUUAGUUUUAAGUGAGGGUGCUGGUAAUAGUAGCCUUAUCACUGCUUGAAUUUUCUUGGAAAGGCCAGUAAAUUUAAUAUUAAAAAAAAGAAAAGAACAUGCAGGCCAGAAAUGUGUAACUUUGAUAUUAGAUUUUGAUAAGAUCACUGAAAUUGUUAAAAUUAAUUUUACUUUGCUGAAAUUUAUGAAUAAGCAUAAUAGAAAAUGAACGGUGUAUUUUUUUUAUUUUUGUAUUUAUAUAUUUAAGUUUGUUUACUGGGGGUUAGUACACUGAUCACAACAGACUGUUUGCAGACACAGCCAGUCUGGUUUCCUUCCUUCACAGGGCAGAAUCUUAUGGAAGGUAAAGUGAUGUGGUUUGAUAGUUUUGGGAGAUGUUUCUGAAGGGGAGGGAUUAGGGUAGCCCCUUCUUUGGAUGUGAAAAUUUCUGUGCUAGGAAUUUAAUGGUAGAACUCUGUAAGUGGGAAUCAGUCUGAGGAGAGUUAGUCUUACGAUGACUUGAUAUCUCUGCUUUUCUUGAGCACCCCUACCUUUUUAAAAUAAUAUUUUAAGCUUUAAAAGGGACUGCCUUUCAAUACCUUGUUAUAACAUCAAAUAGUUUUACUGGUUUGCAGCUAUGUUUUUUGUAAUGGCAAGUAUAACCACCUGAAGGGAGGGGCAAACAAGUAAAAAAAAAAACAAAAAAGUAUUAAGUGUGUAGAACUCUGUUUUAAUUUUAUGUGAAAUCUGCCUAAAUGCAGGAAGGCAGUAGUUAAUGAAUAUGCCUCUGUUAUUUUACGACUGAUUUGCAAUCUAUGUACGAAGUCAAAUCCUGAUUAUUUCAAGUGUAUGAGUUGCUAAGAGAGAUUCUGCUUACCCAAAAUAAUUUUUGGUUUCUAGGUGAGGGUAAAGGACUUUUCUGUGGUCUGUGAGAGACUGUUUGUGAUAGCCUUAGAACCUUUGAUAUGGAAAUAUGAUAUACCUAUGUCCAAUUUUAUGGCUGGUUCAAGGCUGUUAUUUCUCACCAGUGAGCAAUUAAACUUGAAUGAAUAUAGUAAUGAAUUAUGCUUGCUAAAAUAAAACAUUUGAUAGGAAAACCUGUAAAA